ACAACAUACAUACACCAUGGCUAGUAUCUUUUGGCAUUUUGUUUUGCCCAUUUUUCUUGCUACCAUUUUCUCUCCAAACCCUACUUAUGGUGCCAAGCAAUCCAAAAUAAUUGGCAUGAAAAUGAAUGUGAUUGAUCGAUGCUGGAGACGAGAUCCCCAAUGGAGGACCCACCGCGUGCAACUGGCGAACUGCUCCAUUGGCUAUGCUGGCAAGAUGAUGAACAACAUUGGCAGUGACCUCAUCUAUUAUGAAGUUAUAGAUACUAGUGAUGACCCCAUAAACCCUAAGCCUGGUACCUUGCGAUAUGGAGCUUCUGUGAUUCAACAAAAAGUUUGGAUCACAUUUAAAAGUGACAUGAAAAUUACAUUGGCAAAACCCCUUCUUAUUAGUAGCUUUACCGCCAUUGAUGGCCGCGGCGCCAACGUCCAUAUUGCUCAUAACGCAUGCUUUAUGAUCUUUAAGGCGACGAACGUAAUAAUCCACAAUGUUCGGAUCCAUGAUUGUAAAGCACAAGCUCCGGGUUUGGUGAUGGGUCCAAAUGGGAAGGUGAUUUCAUUGGGUCAAGUUGAUGGCGAUGCCAUUAGACUAGUCACUGCUUCAAAGAUUUGGAUUGAUCAUAAUACACUUCAAGAUUGCGAAGAUGGUCUUCUUGAUGUUACACGGGGUUCCACUGAUGUCACCAUCUCCAAUAACUGGUUCCGGAACCAAGAUAAGGUUAUGCUUCUUGGCCAUGAUGAUGGAUAUAUUAGAGACCAGAAUAUGAAAGUUACUGUUGUGUACAAUCAUUUUGGACCAAAUUGUAACCAGCGUAUGCCAAGGAUCCGUCAUGGAUAUGCACAUGUAGCAAACAAUCUUUAUCAGGGAUGGAUGCAAUAUGCUAUUGGUGGAAGCAUGGGACCUAGCCUCAAAAGCCAAUCUAAUCUCUUUAUAGCACCCGAAUCUGGGAACAAGGAGGUGACAUGGAGAAAAGGCAACAGCGAAAAUGGGAACAUGUGGGAAUUCCAUUCAGUUGGGGAUGCUUUUGAAAAUGGAGCUUCUUUCACGGUAACAAAAGGAGGACGUGUGCCAAAGCCAAAUUAUAGUGAGGAACAAUAUUUUAAGGUUCUUGAUGUUAAAUCUGUCAGAUUUUUGACAAGAUCCUCUGGCGUACUAUGA
Messenger RNA from Arachis duranensis, 1156 nucleotides. RefSeq names its product probable pectate lyase 4. Bases 17 to 1156 code for a protein of 379 amino acids. Gene Ontology annotation, molecular function: pectate lyase activity. Lineage: Eukaryota; Viridiplantae; Streptophyta; Magnoliopsida; Fabales; Fabaceae. The transcript has 4 exons. The record is from RefSeq and is a predicted model, not a curated record.